This is a messenger RNA of Bradysia coprophila, 1125 nucleotides long. RefSeq lists its product as uncharacterized. NCBI's taxonomy places the organism in Eukaryota, Metazoa, Arthropoda, Insecta, Diptera, Sciaridae. The record is from RefSeq and is a predicted model, not a curated record.
AUGUAUGAACCGUACCUAAACCGGGAGAAACAAUAUCUGAAGAUGAAUGCUGAACUGGACAGUCGCUUCAAAGAAAUUGAUCCGAUGAAAAGUGACAAAGUAGACAUAAUUAAACCGAGACUUAAUGUGUUUGGAAAUGGAUCAAAAGUUAACAAUCAGGGUACGAAGUCUGUGGUUCAUGCUUCGAAACAAAAAAGAAACGAUACAAAAAGCUCAGCUGCAGCUAGCUCUAUGAUCGAUAUGACGUCUGUAAAUGUGAAUCCAAACAACAGUGACACUGUAACAUUGUUUAAAAAUAAGGGUACAUUUGACGAUAAGCCGCAAAAGUUAAAGGCGCUUUCUACCGAAGAAAAAAUGUCUAAGAGAAAACCAAUAGAUAUCCCAGACAAGAGCAUUACAUCUUGUGAAGUUUACCAAAGCCAAGGCCAAGUGGAGCCUAUGAAUAACACGAAAAACAAUGCAGUAAUUGCGUCUCCGACAACUAAUGACACAACAACGAAAAAGAACUUGAGCUCGGAUGGUCUAAUAAAGUUUCUAAAAUCGAAAGUGGCGAUUUUAAAACAAGAAUUGGAACAAAGUCAACAAGAAAAUGUUAAAAACAUUCGGGCUUACGAAGGUAGUGUUGAGUCGAGUAAAAAAUUCGCUGCACAAAUCGAUCAACUAACAAAUGAGAACACAUCUCUUAAAACACAAGUUGAAAAAUUGCAGAAUUGGAACAAUACUCUUGAAGCUGUUAUGAAGGAAAAAGAUGUCGAUCUGGCCACGUUAAACAAGGAAAUCGUUGUCUUAAAGAAGCAAAACAAGGAAGUCAACCGUUUGCAUAGUGUCUUGGAUAAACGUUUCUUAAAAUGUCAGGAAGAUUUGGAACACCUUAAGAAAAACUUAGUACUUUCUCAAGACUGCGAACGUCAGCAACGGGCUGUUAACCAGCAACAGAAAAAUUUCUUUGAAGAUCAGAUCAAAGUAAUGAGCAAACAACGUACGGGUCUAAUUUCAGCUUACAAAAAGCAAUUACUUUUAUUGGAUAAUCUAAAGCGACAAAAUCUGUGCUUGGAACAAUCGAAGUUGCUUCAACUUGCUGAGAAAGAUUUCAUGAAAAUUUUGGACUGGAAUAGUGAUCAAUGA